This is a messenger RNA of Rhineura floridana, 8831 nucleotides long. It is a transcript of the gene PIGF, whose product is annotated as phosphatidylinositol glycan anchor biosynthesis class F. The record is from RefSeq and is a predicted model, not a curated record. The coding region runs from base 125 to 874 and encodes 249 amino acids. Gene Ontology annotation, biological process: GPI anchor biosynthetic process. NCBI's taxonomy places the organism in Eukaryota, Metazoa, Chordata, Lepidosauria, Squamata, Rhineuridae. The transcript is spliced from 6 exons. Gene Ontology annotation, cellular component: endoplasmic reticulum membrane.
GGCUUGGCAUUGCGGGUCAGGGCUUAAGGAAGUAUGGAGUCUGUCUCCUGGUGACUGAUGACCAUCCUUAUAAAGACCUUCCCAUUGGUUCUUGGAAAACGGACAGGUGGAAAUUGAAGACACCAUGAAAGAAACUGAAAUUAAGAGACUGCUAUCUGCUAAUGUUAUCUGUAUAUUCUCCAUUAUUGCAGCAACUGUUAUUCCUUCUCUAUUUUUGGAGAAUUUUUCAGUCUUGGGAACACAUCUGACUUGGUUAUGCAUCUGUUCAGCAAGUGUUGGUACUGUAAAUAUAAUUUUGUAUUUUAUUCUUAAACCAAAUCCAUCUUCUAGAAGAAGUUCUUUUGCCCAUAAGGUGGCAAGAUUUCUAAGAUGCUGUGUAUACUUCUUCAUGUCUUGCAUCCUAUUUCAUGGAAUAAUUGUUCUUUAUGGUGCACCGCUAACAGAAUCAGUACUGGAGACCUUCUUCUUUGCAGUUCUUCUGUCCACAUUUACUACUUUGCACUGCUUGUGUUUGCUGGGGCCAAACAUUCAAGUGUGGCUUAGGGUGUUCAGUAAAAAUGGGGCAAUGUCCAUUUGGGAUAGCAGUCUACAGAUUACAACGAUGUGUAGUGUGGUGGGCGCAUGGCUUGGAGCAUUUCCUAUUCCACUGGAUUGGGAUCGACCAUGGCAGACCAGCAAGAAUCAUUAUCAAGAGUUCAAGGCUGCAUUCCAGCCAGUCAAAAGGACCCAAGGAGGAUGCAAGGGAUGUGGCCUGCAGAGUCCCAAGGGCCAGAGAGAGAGAAUCUUGAUGGGCCACAUUCUGCCCCCGGGCCUGAGGUUCCCCAUCCCUUUUCAAGCCAUUGAAAGUAGUGGCUGUUGCCACAUCUGGUGGUAAUGAACUCAACCGUUGGGAUUGCGCAAUUGGAAGCUGAGCUUUAGAAGCAAGACUUCCAAGCAGCUUUGUGGUAAAGGCGCAUUGUGAGAUGUCUAAACUUGUAUAUCUCUCAACAGUUCUGAAGUGUGUAAAAUGUCAUGCGGCUUGUUAGUGGGGUUUUUCUUUUCAUUUUUUAACAGUUUGACUUUAAAUCUGGCCCAAACACUUACUUAUAUUUAUACCUCCACCUUUCAGCUCUGAAAGGUCUCCAAGGCAGCUGACAAUAAUUAAAAACAAAAUCCAUUGAAAAUAAAUAAGCUAACAGCCACAACAGAGUCAACAACAUAAAAGCAUAACUUCAUAGGGGGAAGAAGAGAUCAAGGUAACCCCAAAGCACGGCAGAAUAAAAUGGGCUUAAAACCCCCCAAAAUGGGCUCACCAGCGAAAAGACCCUUAUGGCUACAAGUUGUUUUGUAUUGUUUUAUGUAUUUAUUACAUAUCAUUGACUGAAAGAUGAUGGAGCUUUUUCCACAAUGGGAGGGAGCUCACAUGACACAGUAAACUGUGAACGUGCGGGCUCCGUCCCGGAGAAGAGCUAGUAGCCACUCUGCUCCUCCCCUGGCAUUUUUUUUACUCCCACAUCAUGCUGAGCCAAGGUUUGGCUUAGCAUGUUAUCCAAACCCAGGCUUGUGCUUAAGCUCUCUUCUGGCUAACUAUGAGCUGUAGCCAAGCUUUGCUCUUGGCUACGCCACGUAGACAGCAAGGAGAGGGUGACCGUGAGGCUGGGACAGGCGACACAGGGUUAAAAAAGACCAGGGAGAAGCAAAGCAGCUGGUUAGGGGAUAAGGAGAGGAGAAAGAAGCCUGCAUUUUGCAAGUGUCAGCUACAAGUGGGAGAAGUCCCUCUUGUAGCUCAUCCCCCCCCCCAAAAAACAGGGCUGCUUGCUUUGGUUGCAUAGGCCUGUUUGCAGCAGAGAACAGGUGCAGUCAAACUGAGCAGGAUGCAACGCCCCCCCCCCAUCAACUUAUGAGCAGGGAGGCCAUGCCCUGUUUUGGCUGUGAGCAUCUGUUUCCUGCUGGGAAUAAGCAUGAACAGCCAAGGCAGAACUGAACGCCAUCCUCCCACCCAUCAUAAUGAAUGACAUAAUGAAUGACAUUGCUUGAUUGGUAGAUUGGUGAGGUUUGGGGAAAAUGGUCCCAUGGGCCAAACUGGCCCUCUCCCUGGGAGGCCAAGAUUGGUCUGCGGGCCAGAGGUUCCUCUCCCCUGCAGUAAGCCGUAGUUUGGCUUACUGUGUUGUGCGAGGCAGUUCAGUGUGGAGUACAUGACUAUCAGAUGAUUUCCUGGGUCAGUUAGUGAAAACGUACUGCCUGGUUUCUUGUUAAUGGCACAGGAAUGUCAUUCUUGGAGUUCAGUCCACACGGUCAGUCAGCAUUGCUCCAUUGAUGUCAUGGGGGCCACGAGCUUUUAUGUCAUCUGAGAAUGUGGCCUGCGGUGAUGUAGUUUCAGUCCAUUAAAAGCACUUAACAAAAUGCAUUUGGAAUGGGCUAUUGGCUCCAAUUGAUCUCUGAAAGUGGCGUGGCCAAGCCCUGUGCCGAAAACAUAUUUUGCAAUUUUCAAACGGAGCCCUGGCAAGCUUUGACCUUUUUGCUGCUUGUGGGGAAAAUGUGAAGCUUGCAGGAAAGCUGCAAAUGCAGCUGCUUGAACUGCUUUUGGCAGUUGACACCAUUUUAGAAUUGCAUAACCCCUGUGUGCAUUGGGUCAUUUGGAGAUCUUUCUGACUUUGAAGCUAAUCUAAAAUCACUUUCCUUUUUUUCUUUUUCUUUUUAAACAAGUGGAAGAGGGUCUAGACAGAUUCUGUUGAAGUGGAUUAAACUGUUCUCACAGCCCCAUCCAUAGAGGAGGAAUUUUUAGCCAUAGUGCGACUCAGGUGUCUCACCUGGGUCUUACUGGUGUUAUGCAGACUUUAUUUCAGACUAAAAUAAAAUUUCAGACUAAAAUAAACCAGGGAUGGUUCUAACAUCUCCCUUUCUAUGAAUAUACAAGUAUAGCAUAUACACACACACACCUCCAAGCGUAAAGGGCAUGGACGAGUAUCUUUAGAAAAUUCUAAAAUAGCAAGUGGAGAAGGAUUGGGUUACUGCUUUCAAGUCUUUUAAAGAGGCCCAGGUCUAAUUCUGUGCCAACGUAUUCCUCACCCUUGAUAAGAUACAUGUACUAGGUACCAUGUACAAAGCACACUGAGAAUCAGCUGUUGCAGUCCGAAAAGGCAGGAAACGGAACUUGGGCUGGACCUGCCAGCAGAAGCCAGAAGGGGGCAGGGAAGAAGGAAUUCAUGAGUGGCCAGAGAAAAAAGACCAACCUUUAUUAAAAAAUAAAGAAGUGGCAUAACCUCAGACUUACUUGGACCUAUGAGAAGCCUCCCUGACUCUCUUGGAGAGCUUCAAAGGGAAGUGGAGGAGAGGCUUCCUUAGGAAUCUCUAGCCUUGCUAGUCCAUUUCAGCAACACGAACAAAAACAGUGGCUAUGUUCUGCCUCCACUGUCGGAGGAAGUAUGCCUCUGAAUGCCAGUUGCUGAAAACCACAUGCAUACUGUUGCACUCAGGUCCUGCUUGCAGGCUUCCUGUAGGUAUCUGGUUGGCCACAGUGAGAACAGGAUGCUGGACUAGAUGGGCCACUGGUCUGACCCAGCAGGGCUGUUCUUACAUUCUUAUGAACCUUGUGGUGCUUCAAAGACUAAAAAAUAUUUCGUGGCAUCAGCCUUUGUUGCACUGGAGUCCACUUUGUACAUCUGACAAAGUGGACUCUCAUCCACAAAAACUUAUGCCACAAAAGAAAUGUUAGUCUUUAAGUUGCUACAAGAUUCUUUGCCAGUUUAGGAAACUGCCUGCCACUAAUAUUUUCCUAUUGGACUAUACACACAUGCACACCUUUGGAAGGGGCUGGGCAGACUCCCAGCAACUUUAUUAGGGGGCAUGUUUUAUUUAUUUAUUUUUAUUUUCUUACAUUUAUAUCCGGCCUUUCUUUCAUCAAGGAACCCAAGGGGGCAUAUACUGUAUGUGGUUCCUAGGUGGUCUCACAUCUGCAGUGACCAGACCCAGACCUCCUUAGCUUCAACAAGGUGGUGGCUUCAUGUGCCUUCAGACCAUACCCUGGGCUGCAGAGCAGCCAUACCUUCAAAUCCAUCACUACUAAAAACAAUUCUGAUUUCUUCCCAGCAUGCAGUGGGCUGCAGUCCAUGGAAUCUUAUUCUGUAAUAAAAUGUCUUUGUCUUUAAGAUACUACAAGACUCUCUGCUGGUUUUGCUGCAAAAGACCAGCAUGGCUUCCCCCCUGGAAGUUGCCUUGUUUUCUUUAUUAUCCUCUUUUAUAGGGAAAUGGGAUGAAAGCCUUUUUUAUGAUGCAAAAGGAGCUUGUAAAUGGGCAUUCAUCUUGUUCUAGACGAAAGCAAUGCAGUAGAUGAUGAGUCACUGGAGUGGAAGCCAUUAAGACUCCUUUUCUUGGAAAAAAGUAAAGCUUUCUACCAAUGACUGACUUUCAGAACUAAAAAUAAAUUGAUUGGGGAAGUUUGUAUUCUUUCAAGAUCUGAAGCUUUCAAAAAAAUACGUUGCCAUUGAAUCAGGAGAAAAGAAAUGCUUAAUGCCAGCUUUCCUGCCUGUGAGAGGGGAUGUCCCUGGCACCUUCAUUAUAUAGUUUUUGUCAUAUGCUGAAUGUGCAUUUCUUUAUCUGGCCUUUGACACCUGAGAUAUGUUUUCAGGAUGCACCCUGUUGCUGUGACUGUAAUUUUGUUUUUAAACUGUUUUCAAUUUGAAUUUAAAUUGUUGUAACCUGUGCUGGGAUCUAUUUUGAGAUGCUUUUUGACUGGCAUCAGGACAGUGACAAAAUUGGCACCAGGUAGACCUCCCUGGGGAAAGCAUUCCAUAGAUGAGGAGCUACUGCAGAAAAGACCCUGUUGUCUCCUCACUAACAUCCAGACAUCCUGUCCAGUCAUUUUGCUUUGCUUUGGGGUAGUGCAUUCCUUGGCCAAGAAAGUUUCACCGUCACUAGUCAAAAGAAUCUGGCAAAGAUGCUUGUCCAACUUCAUUUUUGAAUACUUUCUUCCCAACCAUUGAUGUCAGUUUAUCAAAAAGGGGCAAUCAAAAAGCUUGUCUGAAAUGCUACUGAAACCUGCUGCAUAGACUGUAUUACGUUUAUCACUAGCUGGAGGUCACUCUUGCCAUUUCAUAGCCCUACACUAAUGAUGGAGGAUUCAGCUAGGAGGUUAUUGAUGCAAACCAAUCCCAUUGGCAUCUUGCCAAUGUUGAAACAAACCAGUUUUCGCAGUCAAACUGCUAACACUCAAUCUAUUGUGUCACACUGGCCUGGGUCUCACGAUAUGCUAAGACAAACCAUGGUUUAGCAUGAACAUGUGUGCUCCUGGGGAGGAGAUUGCAGUCGCUUUGCUUGUCCCUGGUCUGGUGCAGCACACUGAGCUAAGCCAUAGUUUAGCUUGGCAUAUCAUUCAUGUCCAGGGUUGUGAUUUAGCUCUCCCAGGCAAACCCCAAGCUGUAAACCAAGUAAAAAACCUUGAUUACAGCUCAUGGUUACUCUGAAAAGAUCUAACUAUGAGCCUGGGCAGGGAUGACAUGCCAAGCUAUGGCUUGGCUCAGCAGAAAAAUGAUGAAAGGAGCAAAGCAGCCAUGGAUUGGCUUAGCAUGACAGGUGAACCAGGCCACUGUCGUUCUUUACAAAAGUCAUUUAAAAUCUCUUUGAGCUGUUAUUGUGAGUGGAUUCUGACAAGUGUUUUUUUUUUUUUAAGUUUGCUUUCUAUGAAAUGGGGAAGUCUUGUUUAACACUUUUGGGUUUUUUCCUCUCAUCUUCCUGAUAGAUUUCUCACAUUAAAAAUAUUUGUUUCUAAUUUCUUAUUUUUUCACUCCUCCCCUUUAGUAAUUUGUGUGCAUUGGUGAUAGUCACGUAAUUUUCAACACCCGCAGAUCUACACAAAAUAGCAUGUUUCCUCAAACACAGACUUUUAAAAACUGCAGGCUUCAGCAAAAAUUUGUUUCUGUGCCAAUGAAUAUUUAUAAAGCAAUAUGAGCUAUAAAAUUAAAGUGGAAAUACAAUUAAAUGGGCUGAAAAUAGAAAUAGUUAGCCCUCAUAAAUAUAUGUCAUGCUAAGCAUCACUUAAUCUUUUUUCCAAAAAUAGGUUGGUGGCUCAAAUCUCUCUUUUUAAAAAAUAAUUUUUGCAUUGCAGUCUGUUUUUAAAAACCUGGUUAUUGAACUUAUGACAUUUCUGUAAGGCAUGCUAUUACAAGUGAAAACUAAAACCUAAUCAGCAGCGUUCCACCUCACCCCCACUUCUCUCCACUUGAUGCGUUUUUAGAAACUGCAGUAAAUGGAUGGUGUCUUUGUCAAAAGUGACUAACCCCACUUCUAGUUGUGAAACUGAGGGCUUCUACUGCCCAAAUUAUGUAACAAACAACUGACAAGAGUAGCAGGUGAAAACAUUUUGGCUAUUAGCCAGACUAAACAUUUCAACCCAAAAAGAGGUCUGCUUACUAUGGCAUUGAGUUAGGCACCGAUCAUAUUUGAAGAGUUCUUGUUUGUUUGCUCACAUGUGAUACUAUGGUACUUGAAAUACAGGAAGAUAGGAAGCUGCAUUAUACCGAGUCAGACCAUUGGUCCAACUCGCUCAACAUGGUCUACUCUGACAGGCAGUGACUCCCCAGGGUUUCAGGCAGGGGACUCUCCCAACCCUACCUGGAAAAAUGGAAAUGGACUGCCUUCAAGUCGAUCCCAACUUAUGGCGACCCUAUGAAUAGGGUUUUCAUGGUAAGCGGCAUUCAGAAAUGGUUUACAGUUGCCUUCCUCUGAGGCUGAGAGGCAGUGACUGGCCCAAGGUCACCCAGUGAGCUUCAUGGCUGUGUGGGGAUUCGAACCCUGGUCUCCCAGGUCACAGUCCAACACCUUAACCACUACACCACACUGGCUCUCUAACUCUACCUGGAGAUGCCAGGAAUUAAUCCUAGGACCUUUGUGAAAGGUAGGUGCUCUACUCCUGAGCUAGGGUCCUUCCCAUGCACAUCACUUUACUAGCUUUACAAGCACACUUAGUCAACUCUUAUUGUCCUGUAAUGUUGGAGAUUGUCUCAUGCAAAGAAAUCAGUUUAUCUUUCUUAAUUGUUGCAACUGUUUUAAAACUCUGUUGAUGACUUCUUUAACUGUCUACACCAAACCACUCUUUAAUAAUGCCAUACUUGGUUACAACCUGUCAUAUCCUAUUUUGGUCCACAAGCUAUAUUAGCUGAGUACUUAAGUUAGCUGGUUCCCUUGCAAGUUUAGGGUCAGAGAGAAGUACACAAUCAUUUCUACUAAACUUUACCAUCUUUUUAUUUCAUGAAACAGAAAAGUGGGAUUUUCCACUUUAGAGUGGCAUGCCAUCCACUUGCUGCAGUGUUGCACCAAGUGGAGAGACAGAGGCUCCUUUUAUUGGAAUAGACUGAAAUGUUGUCCAGUAACUGAACAAAAUGUGUUAUUAUACUAAGUGGCUUCACAUUCUGGAAAGGACAGUAUUUUCAUGUAAUGGGCAAUUCGAUUUAAAGACUACAAAGAUUAGAUUUCUGUGACAAUGAGUUUUGUGAUUCUUAAAAAACUUGAUGGAAUUCUGUACAACUUCAUCUAAAAGUAGAACAAACUAUUGAAAUGUCAUCGCCUGAUCUGAUUUGCACAAGGUAAGGGCAAAAGUUUAGGUUCUUAUUGGAUAUGACAAGAGAAAUUAAAGUUGUGAUUCUAGGGUUGCCUUCAAAGUUGUCCUCAACCCAACUCCUAUAUACAAAAAACAAUGCAUGGUGUAUUUGUGCACUUGUGUGUUUUCAGGCACAUGUAUCUUGCAAGUAAAAAAGUACAGCUCUCACUCAUGCAUUUAUAAAUGGUUUGACAUAUGUAUUUUGUACUCCAUCAGUUUCUGAGCAAAAAUAGCAUUUGAAACAGCCCUUGAAUGAAAGUGUCCAUGGAGGCUUGACAGUUUGUGAAAUGAGAGCUGAUGUAGCAUCGUGGCUAGGAUACUGAGUUAUCAAAGUCUUUGGCUCAGAUCUCACCUCUGCCAUGAACUUGCUAGGACGCCUCGAGCAAGCUACUCUCUAUCAGCCUUCAUCUUUCCCCUGCCAUCGUAUGCAGUAUGGCAAUAAAAAUAGUGACCUACUGUACAGCCUUUUUGGGAGGAUCACAUAGUAAAUUUAUGUGAAUCACUGUGAACAUUUGAAAGUCUUGCGUAAAUGCUAAAUAUAAGAACGAUGAAACUUGCAGGCUGCAUGCUUGCCAUGAGUUUGAUGUUGCCCACCUGUUUGUUUUAUGGUGUCCUCAAAAGCACUGCACCCGCUUUUGACAUCCUGACAAACUGCUAACUGCAAAUGGAAAGCCCUUGGGACUUCUCUUUGACAGUGAUUGCAAAUUUAGUAGAAAGCUUACUGAUCUAUCAGUGUGAUAAGUGAGAGCUUCUGAAACUCAAAAACCGGUGAGGGCUCAAGAUAAUAUACCUGUCCAAGUAAACUUUUUUAGGUUUAACAUUGCUUGAUGAUUAAAGUACCCUCACACCCCAGUCGAAUGGAAUGCCCUUCAGUGAUCCCUCACUAGGAAGGAGUGUGAGUGAAUUUUGCAAUGUGGAUGGGGCCAGCCUUGUGAGAUUUUCCCACCUGAGCAGCAUCCUCCUUUGGAGGGAGCAUGACAAUUGGUGGGAAAGUGUCAUGUGCCUGUGAUAGUCUCAUGUGCACAACUGUGUGAGUACACACCAAGGAUAUCGGUGUAUUAGACUGAGGUCACAUCCACACCAUCCAUUUAAAGCACUCUUAUAUCACUUUGUGAGAGCCGGUGUGGUGUAGUGGUUAAGGUGUUGGGCUACGACCUGGGAGACCAGGGUUCAAAUCCCCACACAGCCAUGAAGCUCACUGGGUGGCCUUGGGCCAGUCACUGCCUCUCAGCCUCAGAGGAAGGCAAUGGUAAACCCC